Molecule: messenger RNA, 1065 nt
Organism: Procambarus clarkii (red swamp crayfish)
Lineage: Eukaryota; Metazoa; Arthropoda; Malacostraca; Decapoda; Cambaridae
Product: proteoglycan 4-like
Source: RefSeq, a predicted model, not a curated record
AUGCGGGUCAGCCUAGUAAUGAAUGAUCGCUUAUGGAGUGAUGUUCUUGAGAAAGGCCUCGUCAGCAUGAGGCUACUGACGGCCUUGUGUAACGUUUGCCAACUUCUGGUUGUCCACGAGGUUGGGCCAGUGCGUUGUGUUGGAAAUAUAGAGAGCCAGCAGAGAGCUCCAGCAACACCAGAGAGACACCAGGAAGCUCCAGCAACACCAGAGAGACAGCAGGAAGCCCCAGCAACACCUGAGAGACAGCAGGAAGCUCCAACAACACCAGAGAGACACCAGGAAGCUCCAGCAACACCAGAGAGGCAGCAGGAAGCUCCAACAACACCUGAGAGACAGCAGGAAGCUCCAGCAACACCUGAGAGACACCAGGAAGCUCCAACAACACCUGAGAGACAGCAGGAAGCUCCAACAACACCUGAGAGACACCAGGAAGCUCCAACAACACCAGAGAGACAGCAGGAAGCUCCAACAACACCAGAGAGACAGCAGGAAGCUCCAACAACACCUGAGAGACAGCAGGAAGCUCCAACAACACCUGAGAGACAGCAGGAAGCUCCAACAACACAAGAGAGGCAGCAGGAAGCUCCAACAACACCAGAGAGGCAGCAGGAAGCUCCAACAACACCAGAGAGACACCAGGAAGCUCCAACAACACCAGAGAGGCAGCAGGAAGCUCCAACAACACCAGAGAGGCAGCAGGAAGCUCCAACAACACCAGAGAGGCAGCAGGAAGCUCCAACAACACCUGAGAGACAGCAGGAAGCUCCAACAACACCAGAGAGGCAGCAGGAAGCUCCAACAACACCAGAGAGGCAGCAGGAAGCUCCAACAACACCAGAGAGACACAAGGAAGCUCCAACAACACCAGAGAGACACCAGGAAGCUCCAACAACACCAGAGAGACAGCAGGAAGCUCCAACAACACCAGAGAGGCAGCAGGAAGCUCCAACAACACCAGAGAGACACCAGGAAGCUCCAACAACACCAGAGAGGCAGCAGGAAGCUCCAACAACACCAGAGAGACACCAGGAAGCUCCAACAACACCAGAGAGGCAGCAGUGA